AUGGGCAAUACCAGUGCGAAAGAAUCGCGAGGCCCGGACUCGAUAUAUUCUAGCUCCCAUCGACACGCGGACGCGGGUGUGGGCAGCAGCGGGCCAGCUUCUCCUACCGACGGAAACCAUUCUCGCCAUCCCCAUGAUUCACGGGGUGGGCGCCGAGGCAGGCCAGAUUUAUCCUCGAUCCUAGGGAUUGGGAGUUCGAGCACCGAUGUGACCGAACGCCGCGAGACCAAGCAGGAGAGAGAGGCCAGGAAGUUGGAGAAGGAGAGGCUGGCCAGAAUCAAGGAGAGGGCGCGGAGUAUAAAGGAAGAGCAUGUUGAUGGUGGCUACUUGGUCACCAUGGGGGUAUAUACUGGCCAUGAGGACUUCAGCAAGCCCAUCAUUGAACGGCGAAUUGCACCGUUCUGGCGGGGCCUCAAUGACUUCAAACCGGAGUGGACGGAACAUCAACUGGUUGCUGCUGGUAAAGGCCUUCCCAUUCCUGCUGCGGAUGAGAUUCCUCAAGAUAUAUUUGGAACGCCAUCGCCGGGAUCUCCACAUACAUCGAGUCAAAACCUACAGAACCUCAUGGUUCCCGUCCCGGAUAGAUCCCCUUCGCCUGUUUCCGACGCCUCUACAACCUUGUCACCAUCGAAUCCAGCAUUCUCACUGCCCUCUCCAACAUCGCAGGAAGCCUCUCCCCCUUUACAAUCAUCGUCCCCUUUCCGGCCGCGAUCCAAGACCUUGGCCUCGCUGACCUCUUCUUCCAAAACCCCACCAUCUACAGAAAUGACCCCACGCGAGAUAAAGCUUCCGAAAGAUCCCUUUGUAAAUGGGCAACGUAUCGAAGUAUACCUGUAUAAAGAUGCUACGGAAUGCCCCAUUUGCUUCAUGUACUACCCCCCACAUCUCAAUAACACUCGGUGCUGCGAUCAACCGAUAUGCUCGGAAUGCUUCGUCCAAAUAAAGAGACCAGAUCCUCACCCACCGGAACAUGAACAUCAUGACCCGUCGGACGCCGAUGCAGCACCAUCUAAGCCGGCGCCGGAGGCAGAUACUCUCGUCUCCGAGCCAUCGACUUGUCCGUAUUGUCAGCAGCCAGAAUUCGGAGUUAUUUACGACCCUCCCCCGUUCCGACGUGGUCUUGCAUAUGCAAACUCGACACCCGCCUCGAAUAUCUUUUCAUCGGCCAUGUCAUCAUCUUCCUCGGUAGUUUCAAACAGUAACCCAACUCCACCUACUCAUAGACGACGCCACGAGUCGAUUUCCGCGAACGCCCCAACCGUCAUUACGACGGAUAAAAUCCGGCCAGACUGGGCGACAAAACUUGCAAAUGCACGAUCUCAUCUCGCUCGGCGAUCAGCAGCGGCUACUGCUCUGCACACCGCAGCAUAUUUGAUGGGAAAUGCUAACCCAGAUAGUAGAGGUUUCGGUUUCAGCAGCCGAAGCCGAUUUGGCAGGCACAGAGGGGAUAAUAGCCCCGGGACGAGCGGGGCGGCGACCCCUUCACCAAAUCCGGACGAAACUCGCCCACCGCGGACAGUAUCUGAACAGAUGGCCGCCGUACGUAGGCAGGCUGAGGAAAGCAGCUCUCGACGACGGGAUAGAAUGGAGGACCUAGAGGAAAUGAUGAUGAUGGAGGCUAUAAGGCUGAGCCUGGCGGCGGAAGAGGAGCGGAAACGAAAGGGCGAAAAGGAAGCCUUCAAAGACGCAAAGAAAAGAGCCAAGGAAGAAAAGAAGAGGGAGAAGAAGGAGAGGAAAGUGUAUGGGAGUGGGGCGAGCUCAGCCAGCGGCAGUGCACUAAGCCUAUCAUUGCCAGGCUUGGGGAGAAGAAGGGGUAACAGUGGUGCGAGUAAUUUAGGGAGAGAGGUCACUCCUGAAGAGGUCGACAUGUCGAAUUUCAAGGGAAAAGGGGUAGACCGCGGUGUUCACAAUGCAGCUGGUCCCUCCGCGCCAGUGGAUGUCUCUCAUGGUGAAAACACUUUAGGUCUCGGAAUCCCAGGUGGUCGACGUUUGGAUACAACUACCUCUACAUCCGGUAGCGAUGCCCAUCCACCAUCACCGUCCCCGACAGCACCAGAUAAGCCAUCUCACCUCCGCCAGAUGAGCAACGCAUCAAGUCCGUCUUCUUCCUUUGUCGAGUCUGCUCCUGGAAGUUUGCGGAACGGCUUCGCGGGCCAUGGAUCUUCAUCGACUCUAGACUCGCCUAGCGCAUCGGGUGCUCAUAUUGCAAGGCAUUCUGAUGAGACCCCUGAUGGCGAAGAUAGCAGCGGAAAUGCGGCAUCGGAACCAAUGUUCAAUUUCCAAAGUUUAGUGGCUAUGAUUGGAGAUGAGAAAGUGGCCGCUACCGACCGCAUGCACCUUCAGCGCGGGGAAAGCUCAGACACAAAGCCACAGGAGCAGAACCAAAAUUCGGGUCUAGAAGAUAGCGUUGCUACUCUUAAGGUCAACAGUUCUAUGCAUAGUGGAAGCAGUGCGAACGACGAUACUAGAGAGACAACCUUGCUCCAGUCGCAAUUAAGCACGCCCGAAGUAUUGGUUACCGCAGAAACACCUGCCGCUGUCGGUUCCGGGGAUUCGAAUGACAAGCAACUUGGCGAGGGCUGGGGUGAAAGGAUCGCCGAAGGGAUAACGCAGUAA
This is a messenger RNA of Venustampulla echinocandica, 2616 nucleotides long. RefSeq lists its product as uncharacterized. Gene Ontology annotation, cellular component: cytoplasm. Lineage: Eukaryota; Fungi; Ascomycota; Leotiomycetes; Helotiales; Pleuroascaceae. The record is from RefSeq and is a predicted model, not a curated record. The transcript is spliced from 2 exons. The coding region runs from base 1 to 2616 and encodes 871 amino acids.